CAUGGGACAAGGCGCGUGCGCUACUGGUUGGCCGAGGAAAAGAUUGCGCAGGCGUAGUGGCUGCUUUUGAACUCGGCUGGGGUCGGAGUGCCAGGGUAUCCUGUGGCAGAACAUAUCUCAGAAGAAGUUGAGGACUGAAAGGAUCUGUUUAACGAUGAUGAAUGCGGAUAUGGAUGCUGUUGAGACUGAAAAUCAAGUAGAAUUAGAAGAAAAAACACGACUUAUCAAUCAGGUUUUGGAACUGCAGCAUACACUUGAAGAUCUGUCUGCAAGAGUAGAUGCUGUUAAAGAAGAAAAUUUGAAAUUGAAAUCAGAAAAUCAGGUUCUUGGACAAUAUAUAGAAAACCUCAUGUCUGCCUCUAGUGUUUUUCAGACUACUGACACAAAAAGCAAAAGAAAAUAAGGCGCUGGUAACCAAACAAUACUAUUUUAUUGCUGCUGCUUUUGUUUAAUUUUAAAUUACACAAGGCUACAUAAUACUGUAGUUUGUAUUAUCAUUGUAUGAAAAAUUAAUGUUAAUUCUAGACAUUUUAAUUUUUUUAAUGAAUUGGACAGUACAAGUCUGUAACGUCAGUUUUCAGCAACAUAGCAUAGAGAAAAUAUAUUUAUUACUAGCACAGUCUGAAUACAAGUGCUUUUGAAAAUCAGUUCUGCUUUUAUGGUUAAUGUCAUACAUGGCCAAGUACUGUAAUUAUCAUGGUUUUUAUAGUAUUACUAUUUGCUAGCAACAUAACACAGUGUUGUGCAGAGUGGUAUGAAAAUACUUAUUUGGAAUGAAUUAUUUGCAUGACUUCUCUUAGUUUUCAAAAAAGUUGUACAUUCUCCAUCUCUUAUGCCUCUAUGCUAAUUCUUCCAGAUGAAGAAAUAGUUUAGCUUGUUGAGUGGUGAAAGGUAAUUCUUUUAAACGAGGAUAUAACAUAAUGUAUUGCUUGCAAAAUUGUAAAGAGGAAAAAGAGCACUCUAAAGCUUAAUAUACCACUCUCUGGAACUAAUAAAUUAUAAUUUUAAAAAUGUCUGAAAGUUCCUUUCACUUAUUGGGCUGGUAUAAUGUUGUAGUUGAUUUAAGUGUGUCCUGUUUACAGAACACUUAGUUGCAUGGUAAUAUUAUCAGUUAUGAUGAUACAAGCUUAGGAAAAAUAAUCUUGUAAACAGAUAAUAAAUAUAUUUAUGAAUUUUCACUACUUAUAGAUAUACAUUUACUGCAUAAUUCCUACUAUCUUAUAAUCACAUUUUAGCCCCACAGAUGUUUUACCUUACAGUAAUAUAAUGAAAUUAGAGUUUUUCAAGCAUGAUACACAUCUCUCUACGAAAAUACUAUCUGCUACAGAGAUGUACCAAAUGUCUGUCUCUCUGAUACACUUCAAGCAGUUCAAUGUAGUAAGGCUUAUAUAAUAUACUACUUUUCCAGGAUAAGUAAUUUACUUAAAUGCAGGUAUAAUGCACAGUGACAUUUCUGUGAAUAUAUAUAAUAAGGCUGUUAAAUUAUUUAAUUUUCACUAAAGGUGAGCUGUGGGGAAUCAUUUUAUUGUCUGGUGUCACUUAAACUUUGUUGAUAUUGCUAAGAAUGAAAAUUGCAGUCCAAAUGGACUUAGAAGAAGCAAUAAUUAGGUUUUUAGAACGGGAUGUGGAAUAGAAUGGCUUCUGAUUUGAUUGGGUUCUAACAUUGUUUGGGGUCUUUUUUGCCAUUUUUCUUAAUAGUAGAUUGAGGAUGAUUUAAUUUCUAUUCUAAGCAACAGUCUGUUUUGUAGGUAGAUGGGUAUUUCUGUUUUUGGGAGGACAUAAAUGGUUCAAAACUGUGUCAUAAUUGGUACUCACUUAGUAGGAGGCUUGAAAGAGAUAGGAAGUGUCUUUUAGUGAACUAUGUAUGUGUUUAAUGCUUUUUUCUCCUGAUGAAUCCCACUAGAAAAAGAUUCUAUAUUUUUUUUUACUAUUCUAUGAGGAAUAUGUGUUUGAAACUAAUUUCACUUUCUCCAUUUCCAUUAAUCUAGCAAGUCAAACAACCAGCUUAACUAGCAGUUUUCCUAUCCCCUCUUCCUCUAUGGAUAUGAUGCAAGUGCAACAUUUCCGAUUCAAAAGGAAACAUUUGGAUUGUAUAGGGACAGAAUUGAUUAGUGUUUAAAUGCCAUUUUACCUUGGUGAAAUGCAUGGGGAUUGCUCUAAAUCUCCUUUUACACCACUUCAUACAUUUGAGGAAAGUAGAAAUGUGAAGAGAAGAACUGCUUGUGCAUAGUUGUGAGUUAAUGUAGAACAAGCCAGGAAUCACCUAGUCUUGGGAUCACAUGAUCAAGAGACCUGAACUUAAAGACAAGCAUCCAUUUGCUCAUAGGAAUUAUUUCUAUCCAGUUUAAGACUAAUUCAAACAGUUAGCAGUGUGAGAAAGUACUAUCUAAAGAAGAUUGUUCAUGUGAUACUGAGUUUAAAUGUGCUACUUAUGAUUGUUUUAAUAAACUAAUCUACUUGGGCUUAUGUUCCACAAAUCUCAGAAUUUAUACCAAAUAAAGAUUUUUUGAGU
Protobothrops mucrosquamatus (brown spotted pit viper) is the source of this 2512-nucleotide messenger RNA. It is a transcript of the gene SCOC, whose product is annotated as short coiled-coil protein. The transcript has 4 exons. Gene Ontology annotation, cellular component: trans-Golgi network. NCBI's taxonomy places the organism in Eukaryota, Metazoa, Chordata, Lepidosauria, Squamata, Viperidae. The record is from RefSeq and is a predicted model, not a curated record. The coding region runs from base 155 to 403 and encodes 82 amino acids.